AUGAAUGAGCUCUACCCGGGGGUGUCGAGGAAACUGUUUUGGAACUCUGAUAAAUUAUUUUACGAUAAUAUAAGGAACCUAGAUGAAAGACUAAACGUGAAUGAUAAUUUUAAUGAAAAUAAAUAUGAACAGCUGUAUCGUGAAAAGUACGCCAGGAAUAAAAGGAGGUUUAAAACAGAGCCACCUAAAAAUAUUUGUGAGGAAGGAAAUUCUAAAUUUUACCCGUCUUUUUUUAACAGUAUAUUUAAAAGCUUAUCAAGGAAUGUGGUAUCGAGUGAGGAAGAUAAACAAGGGGAGGAAGACGCGAAGGACAAAAAAAAGACUUCUUCGCGACAUUCAAACCAUUCGGGGGAUGUUACUCUUCCCGAUUUGGACAAAGGCGACAGUCCACGUGUUAGCCCACAGAGUACAAACAACGUCGCGCAUGUGAAGAGUGAUGUGGAUGAAAGUUUUUUGGUUAAGAAUACUGGUGAGGGUAAACCAGGGGAGCCCGCUGGAGGGGGGCGAAGAAGGUAUACUUAUGGAAGCAAGAGAGGGGUGGCUAGCUCGGAGGAGGAGGAAGAGGAGGAGUUGCAAACGGAAGGAGAAUCCGGAGAGGUGAAAAGGGCAGAAGCGAGCAGUAGCCCAUAUCGAAGUGGUGAAUGGCGAAGCGGUGAAUAUCGCACUGGGGGUGUGCCCAGGGAAGGUGUCAAGCGGAUGGAGCAAAACCGGGGCGCGCAGAAAACGGCCAGCAGCGCGAGACUUGUAAACAGUGAUGUCAUUUCAGACGUCUUCCUAAAGAAGAAUGUAAAGAGCCUAGUGGUUCAUGACACGGGCGGUAUAGACAUAGAACUUAUUGAAAAUGAAAACCCAGAGUUUCUAUACCAUACUUACACCGGGAACAGAAUAUCAAAUAUGUAUUAUGCGUAUGACGAUUCUAUAAAGAGUAAGGAAUAUUGUGAUGAUAAGAAGAUAAAUAGGUUUAAUUCAACUUUUUCUCGAAGGGAAAAUGGAACUAUGAGGGAGUCUACAUCGAGAGAAGGUUGUUUUGUGAGGGAAUUGAUCACCACAGGUGAGGUUAGCCCAAGAGCGUCUUCAGUGAAGGAAUCAUCUGCGUACAAUGGCAGAAGAGAAAACAAACAAAACACAUCACAUAAUAAAUCGGAGUUGUCUACGGACAGCAAUAACAGUAAGCGCUGUGAUGAGCAGAGCUAUACUAAGAAAAGUGAGAUGGAAGAAAAGGUCUCCAGUUGGUCCAAUGAGGUGUAUCAUUAUGACAGUUGCAACACGUAUGAAGGAAACAGAAACAAAGGCACUUCCAACUGGUCUGGGGAGCGCAAUAAAGUGUUCGCCUCCUACUCUUCUGUGUCUAGUAUAUCUGUAAAUACGUUAGAGAAGGACAAGGGUAAGAAGUACCACUAUAUUGGGGAAACUAUGAAUAACGUUCGAAAUGGAUGGGGCAUGUUAAUUUAUAAUGACCGAGUCAUAUUUGAAGGGGAAUACAAAAUGAAUAAUGCCAUUGGGUAUUUUAUUAAGUAUAAUGAAUAUUCCACAGAGAUUGGAUUCAGGAGUCCUCUGAGUAUUAAGUCCGUUGUCAUCAUGAGUGAUAGCGAUAAUUUCAUUAUACAAAACAAAUGUGAGAAUCUUGAAUCUGUGAAGAGUGACGAAAUGGGAGCUAGCCAAAAUGGUACUCCAAAAUUGGAAGGUAAUGACAGCCUGGAGGUAGCAAUUAAGGGAAAGGAGGGGGGAUUAUUGAAUUGUGAAGGGAAUGUAGGAGCAUUUUGUGAGACUAGAAGCUAUAUGGAGAAGUCAGAAAUAAAUUUGUCUUGUCCACAAAAAUUUCCAACGAUCAGUAAUUACAUGCGUUUAUCUGAUUAUAGAAGAACCCCUGGGGUUUUUACGACACCUAACAGUAAUAAAUUGUACAAGGAAAAUGUACUCAUGAAUAAUCUCCUGAACAGUAUAAAGGAUACUGAGUGCUCUACAAAGAAAAAGGAGGAAGUAGGAGGGAAGGCCAAAAAUUUAACUGUGGUGUCUAGCUACAUUAGAAGGAAUAGUAAACAUAGGACAACCCCUGCGCGAUCUAUCAAUUAUCUGAAGCCACCCAUGAUGCACUUGAUAAAAAAUAAUAUUAUUUUAAAUAAGAAUUCGUUUUUGAAGAACGAUAAAUCGGCAUCGUCCAGGAAGAGGAAGGAACAAAAAACCACCAUGCAUUGCUCCACCCCAAUGAGCAUCAUCGUGACGUCGUUCGAUACGGACGAUGAGUCGGGCUCGUCUGAAAAUGACGCACAUGGGGGGAAUGAUACACCUGGGAAGAAUGAAGAGAAGGAAACCUGCUCAGCGGAAAACGGAACUACACUGAGCGGCGCUCAGCCAGUCACUGUCUUAUCGGAGCGCGAUGCGGCACUGGAGCACGGGAAGCAGUUUGGCAGAGGCGACUUGAAAAAAAAUGGACUCACACUUUUGAACCUAGAGAACAACAAUCAUGUUAAGGGAAUACAUUUGGGUAAUGAAGACGACGAGACGAAUCAUUUCUCAAACAAUGACGAGAAGGCGGAGGGGGGAUAUGCUGUACAUUCGGGAGUGGUCAGUACAGAUUAUCAGGAGGAAAACGUGGAGGGAUUUUUCAAGGGAAAGAAAAGGCGUACGAAGAAUCGAGCCUCUUUUACUAACGCAGAGGGGAGCGUAGCGGGGAGCGCAGCGAUUGAAGGAAGCGUGGGCGUUUACACGGAGGAUACGAAUAAGGGCACGGUCGGGAAGACGUACAAACAUGUGGACAGAGCUGACGUGGCUAUGAGGGGGGAGGAGGAAGCCGAGCGGCGUGCACACUUCGGGAUGGAAGCGUCGGACGAGGCGGAAACGGAGGAGCACGCUGAAGGAGAGGGGAACGGCCAGAACAAGCUGAACAUUGUUAUCACCGACCAGUACAGAAAUUUAUUAUGCGAUAAUAUUAACAACGACAAUUUUGUGAUAAAGAAUAACGAGAUUAAGACGUUUGAGGAGUUCAUGGAGAGCCAGGGAGAGUAUAAAGCGGGUGGGAGGGAUGAGUGGCGAGAGGCUAUGCGUGAUCCAAGCGCGGGAGCAGACUACCAAGGUGGAGGUGAUGGGUCCAGUUUGAAAACUACGAUUAGGGGAGACCUCUCCGCCAAAUGUAAAACAGAGCAAAAUGAACAGGAUGAGAAAAAGGAAAAGUUGCAUUUUGGCCACCCCGAUAAGGCAUACAUAAGAAGGCGUCUGCGAGGAGCGACCUUCCCAGAAACGCAUGACGAUAGACAGAAGAAUUGUUUCCUCUUCAUAGACGAUUAUUUAACUUCCAACGAUGACAAAUUUAAUUUAAUAAACGAAGAUGUGAAAUUGAGAGCAUCAGAUUAUAAUAAGUGGUCUGUAAAUAUGCUAUACAAUUUUUUAAAAAUGAUAGGACUAAAAAAGGAAGCUUAUCUGUUCAAGAUCCACAAGAUAAGAGGGUACCACAUUUUGAAGUUGACAGACAAGGAGUUAAAAAGAUUGAACAUAAAUAAUUCUUAUGUUCGAAAAUUUGUCUUGUCUGUUUUUCGUUUUUUAGUUAAUUCUAUGGACAGUGCGGAUCCUUUAUCUUUAAAUUUUAACACGAAUAGAAAAUUUUCAUUUAAUAAAAUACGCACGAUAUGCAAUAGUGACAUUAUUAUACUUAACAAAGUUGGUGGUGGGAGUUACGCACAGGUGUUCAGGGCUAAGUAUAAGGGAAAGUACGUUGCGUGUAAAUUGUUUUUGUAUAAUCCAAAGGACAUGAGUGAAGAGAGCUAUUGCGAGAGUUACAUAUCAACCCCUAGAUCGAGUCACCAAUAUAUUUUCCCUAAAAUAGCCCCCAACUUAACCGUGUUCGAUGAGAAUCACUUUGGUGAUAAGGGAAUAUUACCGUCAUACUCGGGGCAAAGUGAUACGGCAGAGGGGGCAAAUCAGUGUGGUGGUAGCAACAUGGCAGGUAUGCAGUCUGCGCAACGGGCGAGAUGUGAUAGUGGAGGAGGAUCAACAGAAGGGGAAGAGUUACACAAAGACGAUUCUCUUUAUGCCCUCUCUGGGAAGAAGAAAGGAAAUGAAGGAGAAGGGAAAAAUGUUAAUAGCACCUCUUACACACUACAGAGAAAUAAGAAAAUAAAAAAAAUGGCCAACUUGGAAAUUUUCAGAUAUUUCCCAACCCCAGUGAAGUACCGGAAUUACGAGGCGAAAAUUUUGUACUCUUUACAAGGGUGUAAUCAUGUGAUAAAAUUGCUUGGAGUUUGUAGUUUACGGGAGGGGGAAGAAUCUCUCAUCUUAGAGUAUUGUGCAGGGGGAAGCCUCGAGAAAUACAUUUACAUGGACGAGAAGAAGAAGAACGGCGCAUAUAAGCGUCAUUUGUCGAGACCUAAAAUAGUAAAAAUAUUUCAGCAAGUGGCAGAAGGAAUGCACAAUGUACACUCCAAACAUUUUUUCCACAGGGAUUUAAAACUUUCAAAUAUUCUGCUGGAUGCUAAUCAGGAUGCAGUCAUUUCCGACUUUGGAUUGUCGACUCAUUUUUCUUUAAAUGAUAGCCCCACUGCUUAUGCCAUGUAUGGGAAUGUAUUUUAUGCGGCCCCCGAGGUUUUAAAAGGGGAGGGUUUUUUUAAAGAAUCUGAUGUGUGGUCCUUUGGAGUUAGUUUAUGGGAAGCCUUGACAAGAAAAAUUGCUUACGAUGGGAUGUCUGCUUCAGAGAGUUUUUGUAAAAUUUCAGCUGGGGAGUUGGUCCUUCCCAUUCCUAGGGACCUUCCCUUGGAGUUGUCUGAGUUGCUGAGGAGCAUGCUGGAGUACGACUUCACCAAGCGGCCCCUGUUCGACGUCAUAGCGAGACGGCUGGAGCGCAUUCGGCUGGAUGCCCACGAGAAGCUGCACGUGGACAUCCAAUCCUUCUUUUAUGGGUAG
Messenger RNA from Plasmodium fragile, 4893 nucleotides. RefSeq names its product TKL/MLK protein kinase. The coding region runs from base 1 to 4893 and encodes 1630 amino acids. Gene Ontology annotation, biological process: autophagy; autophagosome organization; peptidyl-serine phosphorylation. NCBI's taxonomy places the organism in Eukaryota, Apicomplexa, Aconoidasida, Haemosporida, Plasmodiidae. Gene Ontology annotation, molecular function: protein serine/threonine kinase activity; ATP binding; protein binding. Gene Ontology annotation, cellular component: cytoplasm; autophagosome. The record is from RefSeq and is a predicted model, not a curated record. The transcript has a single exon.